Molecule: messenger RNA, 1130 nt
Organism: Pan troglodytes (chimpanzee)
Lineage: Eukaryota; Metazoa; Chordata; Mammalia; Primates; Hominidae
Gene: RAB5IF
Product: RAB5 interacting factor
Exons: 4
Coding region: 238-627 (129 amino acids)
Biological process (GO): mitochondrial respirasome assembly
Source: RefSeq, a predicted model, not a curated record
GCGUGAGCACGUCGGCGGGAGGGCGCGCGACACUGCACCGCCCCUCCCUUCGCGGCGCCUGCUCUGUAGAGCCGGCGGAACCGGGUAGCUUGGCCAGGUGUGAGGGACCGCGGCGCGCCGCAGGACCGGACCGCUGAGCCUGCAGCCGCCCCGCGCCGUGACCUGCGACCCUAGACCCCGACUCCCUUUGGCUCAGCCCGCGCGCCCCAGGCCCGGCCCGGGCGGCGCGACGGGAGGAUGAGCGGCGGGCGGCGGAAGGAGGAGCCGCCUCAGCCGCAGCUGGCCAACGGGGCCCUCAAAGUCUCCGUCUGGAGUAAGGUGCUGCGGAGCGACGCGGCCUGGGAGGAUAAGGAUGAAUUUUUAGAUGUGAUCUACUGGUUCCGACAGAUCAUUGCUGUGGUCCUGGGUGUCAUUUGGGGAGUUUUGCCAUUACGAGGGUUCUUGGGGAUAGCAGGAUUCUGCCUGAUCAAUGCAGGAGUCUUGUACCUCUACUUCAGCAAUUACCUACAGAUUGAUGAGGAAGAAUAUGGUGGCACGUGGGAGCUCACGAAGGAAGGGUUUAUGACCUCUUUUGCCUUGUUCAUGGUCAUUUGGAUCAUCUUUUACACUGCCAUCCAUUAUGACUGAUGGUGUACAGCUCCCAAGUGCUCCCUAUCCAGUCCAAAGGACCCUCUUGAUUACAGCACAGGAACUUGAUCGUUGGGGAACCCCAGCCCCUUGGAACUUGGAAGACCCGUGUUUCCUGGACCGUGAAUCAGUAUGUUGGGCAUCAGUGUUUUCUGCAAGGGUUGUGACCUGAAACUUUUUAAAAACCACCCACCUUUGGGGAAGCAUUUCUGAAUUUAUCCAUCACCAACCAUUUCUUCUUGGAUACCAUCAAGUAACAGCUGUUUGCCAAGUGGAGCUGUCAUUUAAUUUGAUGCACCUCUGGAUUCAGAUGAAACAUUAAAUUGUCUUCCUCGAUUCUCCAUCGGGUGUACAGUUUUUAAACUAUCAAUGGCAUUUCAAGUCUUCUGAAACAGCAUGGCUGUAUGUGCGUGGUCCAUAGCACAGUACAGGCAGCAUCUAAUAACAGUUUCCAUUGUAGAAUGUUUUCAUAUACUUGAAUAAAUCAAAUCUUUAAUUGAGAA